AAGAUGUUCCAAGACCUCAGAGAUUCCAACAGCUCAAAAUUCCAGGUCUCUGAGUUUAUUCUGUUGGGAUUCCCAGGCAUUCACAGCUGGCAGCACUGGCACUCCCUGCCCCUGACUCUGCUCUACCUCUUAGCUCUCAGCGCCAACAUCCUUAUCCUGAUCAUCAUCAACAAGGAGGCAACACUGCACCAGCCUAUGUACCAUUUCCUGGGCAUCCUGGCCAUGGUAGAUAUGGGCAUGGCUACCAAUAUCAUGACCAAGAUUUUGGCUAUCUUGUGGUUCAAUGCUAAGUCUAUCCGUCUCCCUGAGUGCUUUCUGCAAAUGUAUGCCAAAUAUACAUUUAUGUUUAUGGAAUCAGGCAUCUUUGUCUGCAUGGCUAUAGAUAGAUAUGUAGCCAUCUGUCAACCACUACGAUAUCCAUCAAUAAUCCACAAAUCUUUUGUGGUCAAAGCCACUGUAUUCAGGACACUCAGAAACAGUCUGUCUUCUAUCCCUGUGCUUGUGUUGGCUGCUCAGAGACACUACUACUCAAAAAACCAAAUCAAGCCCUGUCUGUCUUCUACUCUUGGAGUCACUAGCCUAUCCUGUGAUGACAAGAGAAUCAACAGUGUCUAUCAGUUACUUCUGGCCUGGACACUCAUGGGAAGUGACCUGGGUUUGAUUAUUAUAUCCUAUGUUCUAAUUCUUCACUCUCUGCUGAAGCUGAGCUCAGCAGAAGCUGCAUCCAAGGCCUUAAGUACUUGUACUUCCUACCUUAUCCUAAUCCUUCUUUUCUAUACAAUUCUUAUUGUCUUUUCUGUCACCCAUGGUGCAACAAAGACACUUCCCCUCAUCCCUGUUCUACUCAACGUACUUGAAAAUAUCAUUCCUCCUGCCCUCAACCCCAUGGUCUAUGCACUCAAGAACAAGGACCUGAGACAUGGCUUAUAUAAGUUCCUUAAGCUGAACUGCCAAGGCAGCUAA
This is a messenger RNA of Odocoileus virginianus texanus, 963 nucleotides long. The record is from RefSeq and is a predicted model, not a curated record. Lineage: Eukaryota; Metazoa; Chordata; Mammalia; Artiodactyla; Cervidae.